CCGAAAUACUCUCGGAUUGAAGUCAAAUGAGGGUUUCGACGCAGCCCAAAUGAGAAAUAUAAACCCUAGCUUCCUCACUUCCCCUCCUAUUUGUAUUCCAUCUUCUCAACUUCCGCUGCUUCUCCACCUUCUCUGCAACACAACUCAUCCCACAAUGGCGUCGGAGAGCAAGAUGGCGAAUCCCAUGAGGGAAAUCAAGGUUCAGAAGCUCGUCCUCAACAUCUCCGUCGGAGAAAGCGGCGAUCGUCUCACCAGAGCCGCCAAGGUCUUGGAGCAGCUCAGUGGGCAGACCCCUGUCUUCUCCAAAGCUCGAUACACUGUGAGGUCUUUUGGGAUCAGGCGUAACGAGAAGAUUGCCUGCUACGUGACUGUCCGCGGCGAAAAGGCAAUGCAGCUUUUGGAGAGUGGACUGAAGGUCAAGGAAUACGAGCUGUUGCGCAGGAACUUCAGUGACACCGGAUGCUUUGGUUUCGGUAUUCAGGAACACAUUGAUCUCGGAAUCAAGUAUGACCCUUCCACUGGUAUCUAUGGUAUGGACUUCUAUGUUGUCCUAGAGCGCCCAGGGUACCGUGUGGGACGUCGCCGCAGAUGCAAGUCGCGCGUUGGUAUUCAGCACAGGGUUACCAAGGAGGACUCGAUGAAGUGGUUCCAGGUCAAAUAUGAAGGAGUCAUCCUCAACAAGUCCCAAAAUAUUACCGGCUAGACAGAUCAACCACAAUCUCUCAUAUUUUGUUUUAGGUUUAGCAAGUUGUUGCUACUGUUUACCGAUUUCCAAGUAAGAGCUAGUAUUUUCUUUAAGACGAUGUGCGAGUAUUUUUGAUCUUAAGAGCUAUCUGACGCUCUCAUGUUUCAACUCUUUUUUCUUAUAUGGGAGCAUGUUUUAUGUCUUGUUUCA
Pyrus x bretschneideri (Chinese white pear) is the source of this 895-nucleotide messenger RNA. RefSeq names its product 60S ribosomal protein L11-1. The record is from RefSeq and is a predicted model, not a curated record. Gene Ontology annotation, molecular function: structural constituent of ribosome; RNA binding. Gene Ontology annotation, cellular component: ribosome; cytosolic large ribosomal subunit. The transcript is spliced from 5 exons. The coding region runs from base 50 to 703 and encodes 217 amino acids. Gene Ontology annotation, biological process: translation. NCBI's taxonomy places the organism in Eukaryota, Viridiplantae, Streptophyta, Magnoliopsida, Rosales, Rosaceae.